Rangifer tarandus platyrhynchus (Svalbard reindeer) is the source of this 912-nucleotide messenger RNA. NCBI's taxonomy places the organism in Eukaryota, Metazoa, Chordata, Mammalia, Artiodactyla, Cervidae. The record is from the annotation of a GenBank genome assembly.
AUGGCUCGGGCUACCGGCGGGAACGGCAGCGAGGAGGCCUGGGGGGCACUUCGGGUGCGGCAACAGCAGAGUCUGGCAGCGUCUUCUCUUGAGGGAGCAAUUUGGAGAAGAGAUGGAACCCAGAAUCACGCCGUGGAUGCCAUCCUUUAUCAUCCACAGCAAUCCCAUCUGCUUCGAGAGCUGUGCCCAGGAGUGAACAACCAGCCCUACCUCUGUGAGAGUGGUCACUGCUGUGGGGAGACUGGCUGCUGCACGUACUACUAUGAGCUCUGGUGGUUCUGGCUGCUCUGGACUGUCCUCAUUCUCUUUAGCUGCUGUUGCGCCUUCCGCCAUCGACGAGCUAAACUCCGGCUGCAGCAGCAGCAGCGGCAGCGUGAGAUCAACUUGUUGGCCUACCAUGGGGCAUGCCAUGGGGCUGGCCCUGUCCCUGCUGGCUCACUGCUUGACCUUCGCCUCCUCAGCGCCUUCAAACCCCCAGCCUAUGAGGAUGUGGUUCACCGCCCAGGCACACCACCGCCUCCUUACACUGCAGCCACAGGCUGCCCCUCGACGGCUUCCAGUCAAUGCACCUGCUGCUCCUCCGCUUCCAGCUGUCCUGCCCACCAUGAGGGAACAAAUGUGGAAGAUGUUUCCUCCCACCAGAGUGCCCCUCCUCAUCAGGAGGGUGAGCUUGGGGCAGGAGUGAGCCCUGCCCCCACACCCCCCUCCUGCCGCUAUCGCCGCCUGACUGGUGACUCAGGUAUUGAGCUCUGCCCUUGUCCUGACUCCAGUGAGGGUGAGCCAGUCAAGGAGGCUAGGGUUAGUGCCACCCUACGAGAGGUGGAGGACCAGUCCCCUUGUGCACGGCCCCUAAAUCCAGCACCCCAAGUCUCUCCUGCGGGGCUGGCUUCCAGUGAAGGGGACAUCCCAUAA